AUGGCGCAGUCGGUUCCACCGGGUGAUAUCCAUACCCAACCGGGGUCAAAGAUUGUCUUCAAUGCCCCGUACGAUGACAAACAUACAUAUCACAUUAAGAUUACUAAUGCCGGUGGUCGUCGCAUUGGUUGGGCUAUUAAAACGACCAAUAUGCGCCGUCUAGGUGUUGACCCACCAUGUGGCGUCCUGGACCCAAAGGAGAAUGUUCUCAUGGCGGUCUCGUGUGACACAUUCGAUGCAUCGAAGGAAGACAUCAACAACGAUCGUAUUACCAUCGAAUGGACAAACACACCGGAUGGCGCUGCGAAACAGUUCCGCCGCGAAUGGUUCCAGGGCGAUGGCAUGGUUCGUCGCAAGAACCUUCCAAUCGAAUACAAUCUUUAA
Messenger RNA from Brugia malayi, 384 nucleotides. Its product is annotated as Major Sperm Protein (MSP) cytoskeletal MSP. Bases 1 to 384 code for a protein of 127 amino acids. The record is from RefSeq and is a predicted model, not a curated record. The transcript has 2 exons. NCBI's taxonomy places the organism in Eukaryota, Metazoa, Nematoda, Chromadorea, Rhabditida, Onchocercidae.